Molecule: messenger RNA, 2886 nt
Organism: Zingiber officinale
Lineage: Eukaryota; Viridiplantae; Streptophyta; Magnoliopsida; Zingiberales; Zingiberaceae
Product: ATP-dependent zinc metalloprotease FTSH 8, mitochondrial-like
Exons: 8
Coding region: 166-2625 (819 amino acids)
Biological process (GO): mitochondrial protein processing; protein-containing complex assembly
Cellular component (GO): m-AAA complex; chloroplast thylakoid membrane
Molecular function (GO): ATP hydrolysis activity; metalloendopeptidase activity; ATP binding
Source: RefSeq, a predicted model, not a curated record
UCUCGUCCUCAAACCAGCGACUCGAAGCCGCUCCGGCACUGGCGGCCGCCCCAGUCGUAAUAAAAACCGUGGACGACGUCUCAUCUUCCCACUCCGUCCCUUCUCCUCGUCCACCGCCUCGCCAUCUCCCCGAUCCCGAUCUCCUGCUCCUCCAGUUCACGCUCGAUGCGCUUCUCCUGGCUCGGCCGCUGCCUCGUGCGAUCCGCACGCUCCGGAUCCUCCAAGGUUGCUCCCUCCUGUGCUCGUAGCGCUCGGAAUGUGGUUUCCGGCGACAUUCUGGUAUCGGCCUUCGAAUGCGACGGCGCCGGACUAGGGUUUGCGAAGGGUUAUCUGACUCGAUUCGGAGCGAGCAAGGCCGUCGGCUCAGGGAAUCAUCUAUUGGACCUGAGGUUUCUGUUCGCGAAUCCUAGUUUUAGGAGAUUUUUCUCCGGUGGAUCUUCCGGCGAGAAAAAUUACGAUAACGACCGUCAGAAAGAUAAGAAGGAGAUCCCUAAAGACGAUGCAAACAACACAUCGGAUCCUAAAGGCGAUUCAAACCCAGAAGAUCAUGGAAAUUUUCAGGAGGACUUUAUGAAACAAAUUCAAAAUUUUGUAGCUCCUCUUCUAUUUAUUGGCCUAUUGCUUUCAUCUUUCUCAACAGGUUCAUUUGAACAGAAAGAGAUUAGUUUCCAAGAGUUCAAAAACAAGCUAUUAGAGAGAGGUUUAGUUGAUCACAUUGUUGUAUCAAACAAAUCAGUUGCAAAAGUUUAUGUCAGAAGCACUCCUCAAAUAAACAAACGAGCACAUGACAAUGAAAUUCGAGGUUCAGCUGAUGCUUAUCCUAAACAUGCACCUAGUCAGUACAAGUACUAUUUUAAUAUUGGAAGCUUAGGAUCAUUUGAAGAAAAGCUGGAGGAAGCGCAGGAAUCAUUGGGCAUAGAUCCACAUGACUAUGUUCCAGUAACUUAUAUCUCUGAGGUAGUUUGGUAUCAAGAGCUACUGAAGUUUGCUCCAACAGCUUUUUUCUUUGGUCUUCUUUACUUUAUGGGCAGAAGAAUUCAAGGUGGAGUCAGUGUUGGUGGUUCAGGAAAGGGUGGUCAAGGUAUUUUUAACAUUGGGAAGGCUCAGGUGACCAAGAUGGAUAAGAACUCAAAAAACAAGGUGUAUUUCAAAGAUGUUGCUGGCUGUGAUGAAGCCAAACAAGAAAUAAUGGAGUUUGUGCACUUUCUAAAAAAUCCUAAAAAGUAUGAGGAACUGGGAGCUAAAAUCCCAAAAGGUGCACUUCUUGUAGGACCUCCUGGCACAGGAAAGACACUUCUUGCGAAAGCAACUGCUGGUGAAUCUGCUGUUCCAUUCCUAACAAUUUCAGGGUCUGAUUUUAUGGAAAUGUUUGUUGGUGUUGGACCGGCCAGAGUAAGAAGCCUGUUUCAAGAAGCUAGACAAUGCGCUCCUAGUAUAAUUUUCAUCGAUGAAAUUGAUGCCAUUGGCCGAGCAAGAGGUCGUGGAGGUUUCGCAGGUGGCAAUGAUGAACGGGAAAGCACACUGAACCAGUUACUGGUAGAGAUGGAUGGAUUUGGGACAACAUCAGGAGUGGUUGUUCUUGCUGGUACAAAUAGACCUGAUGUCUUGGACAAAGCCUUGCUACGACCUGGACGAUUUGAUCGGCAAAUAACAAUUGAUAAACCUGAUAUUAAGGGCCGUGAACAGAUCUUCCAGAUUUAUCUUAAAAAGAUCAAGCUAGACAAUGAGCCAUCAUUUUACUCCCAAAGGUUAGCUGCUUUAACUCCUGGAUUUGCUGGAGCAGAUAUUGCUAAUGUUUGUAAUGAGGCAGCUUUAAUUGCUGUGAGAAGUGGAGAAACACAAGUGACGAUGCAGCAUUUUGAGGCUGCUAUUGAUAGGAUCAUUGGUGGAUUGGAGAAGAAGAAUAAGGUAAUCAGUAAGUUGGAACGACGAACUGUUGCUUACCAUGAAGCUGGUCAUGCUGUUGCUGGAUGGUUCUUGGAGCAUGCUGAGCCCCUCCUCAAAGUAACAAUUGUUCCUCGAGGUACUGCAGCUCUGGGAUUUGCUCAAUAUGUCCCUAAUGAAAACCUUUUGAUGACCAAAGAGCAGCUCUUUGACAUGACAUGCAUGACCCUAGGUGGGCGCGCAUCUGAAGAGGUUUUGAUUGGAAAAAUCUCUACGGGUGCACAAAAUGACUUAGAGAAGGUCACAAAAAUGACCUAUGCGCAGGUUGCGGUCUAUGGUUUCAGUGACAAGGUUGGACUUCUCUCCUUUCCCCAGCGUGAAGAUGGUUUCGAAUUGUCCAAGCCAUACAGCAGCAAGACGGGAGCCAUCAUCGAUGGUGAGGUGAGAGAGUGGAUUUCCAAGGCAUACGAGAAGACUCUGGAACUGAUAAAAGAGCACAAAGAUCAUGUCACACAAAUUGCAGAGCUCCUGCUCAAGAAGGAAGUUCUGCACCAAGAUGAUUUGGUUCAAGUCCUGGGGGAGCGACCCUUCAAACCAAGUGAACCGACAAAUUAUGAUAGAUUCAAGCAAGGAUUCCUAGAGGAAGAGGAAAAGAAAAAUCAAGAGACCACCCUUGAUGGUCCCUCGAGUUCAGAUGGUGAUAUGCCAUUAUCAUUAAAUGGGGGCACUAUACCCGCAUAAUUAAGAUGGCUAUUCAUAGUAAGUAACAAUCUCAUAUUAUGGAGUGUAGUAGACUUUGAGGUUAAGAGAAAAUCUGUAUAGCUCAACAAUCUAUCUAUUAAUCCACGUGAAUUGGAUGAGUUGUAAGAUUGUUUGCCCAUCCUCACUGGUUCCCUGUCCUUGUAAAGAUCUCUACGACAAAUAUGUAUUUGAAAUUCUGUUCUAUGCUUAGAAGAGGAUUAUAAAGUCUUUGGAUAAAAAUUAGAAGUAUGUUCCUUUUUA